UUCUUUACCGGCCAACGAAAUUUCCCAAAAUUCUCGUGUUUCAGGAAGUUGGAAAAUUGAAAAGUUUCAGAAAGAAAUCAAAACGCUCUCUCGGAUUGGGUUUUUUCCAUAACAUUUGAAGCCAAUCUCAUCCAAAUCUGUCGCGAACUUAUCCAAAAUCUUCAGCUAUGGAGAAAUUGAAAUUCCUUCUCGAUUAUGAUGAAUAGCAGUCCAGUCAUAAGCAAGUUUGAGCAGAGUGAGCUUUCCAUAAGCACUACUAUAAGCUCUGGUAUCUGUUCCAAGUGAUUUGAAUCGAUGCCAAUGGAGGAUUCUUCUCUUCCUCAAGACUCGCUUUUCCUUGGAUUCGACAGCUCUACUCAGUCAUUGAAGGCAACUGUGUUGGACUCCAAUCUCAACAUUCUGGCAACAGAGCUGGUUCACUUUGAUUCCGAGUUGCCCCAUUACAAGACCAAAGAUGGAGUCUAUCGAGACACCACUGUUAAUGGCAGAAUUGUUUCACCUACAUUGAUGUGGGUGGAAGCUUUUGAUCUCAUCCUUCAAAAGUUAUCGAAAUCGAAUUUGGAUUUUGGGAAGGUUUCUGUGAUUUCUGGGAGUGGGCAGCAACAUGGUAGUGUUUAUUGGAAUCCUGGAAGUGCUGCCCUCUUAUCAUCAUUGGACCCUGGCAAGACACUGGUCGAUCAGCUUGGAAGUGCCUUUUCGAUCAAGGAAUCACCGAUAUGGAUGGACAGUAGCACCACUGCUCAGUGUAGAGAGAUUGAAAAUGCUGUGGGAGGUGCGUUGGAGUUAUCCAAGAUUACCGGAUCCCGUGCAUAUGAAAGAUUCACAGGUCCUCAAAUUAGAAAGAUCUUUGAGACACAGCCUGAAGUUUAUCACAAUACUGAGAGAAUUUCCCUUGUUAGCUCCUUCAUGGCAUCUCUUCUUAUUGGGGCUUAUUCUUGUAUUGAUGAAGCUGAUGGCAGUGGCAUGAACUUGAUGGAUAUCAAGGAAAGAGUCUGGUCCAAAGUAGCUUUAGAGGCCACGGCACCAGGUUUAGAAGAAAAGCUAGGAAAGUUAGCCCCUUCACAUGCUGUUGCUGGUCAUAUUUCGUCCUAGUUUGUGGAGAGGUAUGGUUUUAGCAAGAAUUGCUUAGUUGUUCAGUGGUCUGGAGACAACCCUUGCUCUUUAGCAGGUUUAACCUUGAGCACACCAGGUGAUCUGGCAAUUAGUCUUGGAACCAGUGACACCGUAAUUGUUUUCAUGAUCAUACAUUGCUUUUUGAUCUGUCCACACUUGUCAACCUGGUCAUUGGAAGGACAUGUUUUUACUAAUCCUGUAGACCCAGAGAAUUUCAUGGUUAUGUUGGUAUACAAGAAUGCAUCCCUGACUCGUGAAGAUAUGCGUAAUCACUGUGCGGAGAAAUCGUGGGAUGUGUUCAACAAGUUUUUGCACCAAACACAACCUCUUAAUGGUGGAAAAAUUGGUUUCUACUACAAGGAGCAUGAAAUUCUUCCUCCCCUUCCAGUUGGCUUCCAUCGGUACAUUCUUCAACAUUUCACGGGUGACACUCUAGAAGGCCUGCAUGAAAAAGAAGUAGAGGAAUUUGAUCCACCUUCCGAGGUUCGAGCAUUAAUUGAGGGACAAUUCCUCUCCAUGAGAGGUCAUGCAGAAAGAUUUGGGAUGCCUGCCCCUCCAAAACGAAUAAUCGCAACAGGCGGUGCAUCAGCAAAUGAUAGUAUUUUACAUUCAAUAGCAUCAAUUUUCGGCUGUGAUAUCUAUACAGUUGAGAGACCCGAUUCGGCUUCCCUAGGAGCUGCUUUGAGAGCCGCUCAUGGUUGGCUGUGUAACAAAAAGGGCAAUUUUGUACCAAUCUCGUGCAUGUACAAGAACAAGUUAGACAAGACAACUCUCAAUUGCAAGCUCGUUAUGCCUGCUGGAGAAGAAAAGCUAGUUUCCAAGUAUGCAUUGUUGAUGAAGAAGAGAAUGGAAAUAGAGAACGGUCUUGUGCAGAAGUUUGGUCGCAACUGAAGCGAAUUGCUGGACCUUUAAAUGGUAAAGACAUUUGUUCAAUAAAUUAAGCUGCAAAUAAAGGAAACAUAUUUUCCCGGGACAAAACUUCCACUACUCGUUUUUAUAAUUUUUUUUCUUUUCAUAAAACAGUCUUGCGUUCGA
Messenger RNA from Tripterygium wilfordii, 2148 nucleotides. RefSeq names its product xylulose kinase 2-like. The record is from RefSeq and is a predicted model, not a curated record. Gene Ontology annotation, biological process: D-xylose metabolic process; xylulose metabolic process. NCBI's taxonomy places the organism in Eukaryota, Viridiplantae, Streptophyta, Magnoliopsida, Celastrales, Celastraceae. Gene Ontology annotation, molecular function: D-xylulokinase activity. Gene Ontology annotation, cellular component: cytosol. The transcript is spliced from 11 exons.